AUGGAGUACAAGCAAACAGGCAAGCGCAAGAACCGACUCAAUGAUGAAGAUACAGCAGCCCCACGACCGCGUGCAGUGCGUCAACGACCAGGACUAGAAGAGUCAAGCGCGCCGGAAAACAACUCGUCACUCCAAGAAGAAGACGAAGAAACGAAGGAUUCUGGUGAUUCAAUACCGCCUGUGUUUUGGCGUGCGAGUGCAAAUGCCGUUGAAGCAGCAGUGGACUUAUCAGAGCCCUCAACAUUUGAAGCAGCAGUAAGCGGCCCUGACCAAGUGCACUGGAGAAAAGCAAUUCAUGCAGAGAUCGAGUCAAUGCGACUUCGCGGUGUGUUUCGUGCAGCCAAGCUGCCCAACGGACAACGCGCCAUGGGCACAAAAUGGGUGUUCAAGAUCAAGCGCAAGGCGGAUGGGUCAAUCGAGAAGUACAAGGCACGACUUGUGGCCAAGGGUUUCCGCCAAAAGCAUGGCAUCGACUACACGGAGACGUUUUCGCCUGUGGUCAAGUAUGUGACGCUGAGAAUGGUGAUCGCAAUUUCCAAGCAUUUUGGAUGGCCCAUCGACCAGCUUGAUGUGGUGACAGCUUUCCUGUAUGGCGUCAUGAAGGAACAAGUGUUCUGCGUGAUUCCUGAAGGCGUCGAACUUGACAGUACGUUCGACUGCCUGGAAUUGGUGAAGUCAAUUUACGGCCUCAAGCAAGCUUCGCGAGUGUGGAACGAGACGUUCGACGAGUAUGUGUGCUCCAUCGGAAUUCAAGUAUCGGACUUCGACCCAUGUCUCUACAUCACGACAUCGGACGGCCAUUGCGUGUUUAUACUGGUCUACGUGGACGACGUCUUGGUGACUGGAAGCUCGCUCGAGCUGGUUGCACAAACCAAGAACGACCUGAAGACGCGGUUCGAGAUGACGGACAGCGGCAAGUGUGCGUUUGUUCUUGGGAUCGAACUUUUGGACGGUGAAGAUGGCAGUGUGACACUAUGUCAGCGUCGGUAUGUCGAUGAUAUCCUCAAGCGCUUUGGCAUGGAUGAUUGCAAGGCAGUCGCAAGUCCAGUCGACAUGAGCUCUCGACUUGUUUCCAAGUGA
Messenger RNA from Peronospora matthiolae, 1080 nucleotides. NCBI's taxonomy places the organism in Eukaryota, Oomycota, Peronosporomycetes, Peronosporales, Peronosporaceae. The record is from the annotation of a GenBank genome assembly.